AUGUGCAAAGAGCGUGAGUCUCCCCUCUCCCAUUACUUCACCUAUGAGAUUGUACUAACACUAUCUAGUGUACUGCUGCAGCAAGCCCCGACUGUUGUGGCGGAGUAUGUACGAGUCUCGCUACAGACUCAAACAACUGUGGCACUUGCGGAAACAAGUGUUCCGGAAAUUGCUUCAACGGCAAAUGUAACUGUCCAGCUCCGAAUCCGUUCUGUGCUGCGACUGGAGAUUGCUGCCCGGCCGGCCACACAUGUAUCAACGGUGGUCUUAGCCCAGGAUGCUGCAACAACCCUGAACUCUGUCCGGCUGCAUCUCAGCCCAGCGGUCCCAUUGUUUGCUGCCCGCAACCUUGUGAUCCAAUGA
Penicillium subrubescens is the source of this 363-nucleotide messenger RNA. RefSeq lists its product as uncharacterized. The transcript has 4 exons. Bases 1 to 363 code for a protein of 120 amino acids. Lineage: Eukaryota; Fungi; Ascomycota; Eurotiomycetes; Eurotiales; Aspergillaceae. The record is from RefSeq and is a predicted model, not a curated record.